CAGCAGCGGUUGUGAACGCGCACGGCUCAUACGGCCGCUAGCCCGGACUGCAGGCGCACGGCGACCGACGAGCGGUACCGUAGCACACAGCACGCCAUCGACGCGGCUGCCUGAGCAGCGGACGUCGCACCGCGCGGCUGCCCAAAGCACCAGUGGCUGCCCAAGCACAGCGGAGGACCGCGUUGCUGCCAAAAAGCACCACCAUGGGCCCGACGCGCACGACGACGCGAGGACAAACGCUGACGCGCGGCGUCGAGGACAAGGCCGCCGAUAUCCUGGCGCUUGCCCGCUCGCUCGUGCACGAAAACGACGCGACAUUAGGACGGAGCCAGUCGACGCUGCGCAAGACGAUGAGGAAAACACAGACGCAGCGCGCCUCCACCACAAGCCCCACCUCGAAGCUGCGCACGACGCGCUGGAAGAGCCGGACCAUGCAACAACUCGCUUCUGGCAAAAGACCGGAGCUCGAUUUUGGUGCAUCUAAAGACGAAUUGGCAAACUUUGACAACGACGGCCAGUUGAUGUCCAUCAAGGACCACUGCGCCGUGCCGCCGCCGGAACCGCGUAAGCCGAUAAUAGAGCCGCCGACGGACGUCGAGGCGCUACGUCGAGACUACGACGCGCGCUUCUCCGGUUUACAUGCCUACGGUCCCACCGGCGCCACACGUUUGGAGGAGCUCGUGGAGGCCGCUUUAGCCGCGUCCGAACGAGCGGUAGCCGCCUACAAGGCCGAGAAGCGGGCCGCGCACCGGUCUUCGUCACAGAUCGUGCCGCGCGCGACGACCUGCGCCGCUUUACUGGCGUCGUCGGGCCGCGUGCACGUCGCAUGUGCCGUCCGGUCGAACACGGACGCAGCUCUAAGUGUGAGUGCGGAAAGAGCAGUGGUGCUACGAGCGGUCGCGGACGGAGAUCGCAAGUUCAUUGGACUGGUCGUCGCGGACGCGAACUCCGAGGAGCUGCCCGUGCCCGACGGUGCUGCCCGGCAAGUUUUAGCGGAGUACGGCGACUUCCCCGUCUACCUCGUCAAUAGGGAUUUGCGCGCGCGGCGCGUGACGACGCACGAGCUCUUUCCCUUGCGGGUCAAGGCGGGGCACGCGAACGCCAACGCGCCUCUGGCGACGACGCUGCCGGCGACGGCCGGCGAGGCCUUAGACGACGCGUUAACGGGCCACGUCGCCAAAGCUGUCAGAGACACCGCGGCGCGCGAGGUGCUUACCGGCCGCCACGGCUCUCCUUCAGCUUCGCCGAAGCGCAAAUCGCGGCGGCGCUCAAAGUCUUCAGAUUCUGAUUCUAGCUCUUCUCCGAAGCGCAAGUCGCGACGAGAUUCGGACUCCGACAGCUCGCCGGAACGAUCGAGACGACGCCGAUCUGCUUCGUCGGACUCCGACGUAUCCAGAGAAGAGGACUCGGGCUCGGACAUCGAAGCAACCGACAAGCCGGCGGACCCGCGGGCCUGGACGGUGGACGACGUCGCGGCGUUCGUCCUCGAGACCACGAAACAACCAGCACAUGCCGCGACGUUCAAGAGGGCCAAGGUCAACGGCGCCUUGCUCAUGCGCAUCGACGCGCAGGAUUUGGAAGAAACAUUAAAAAUCGACAAGGCCCUGGAUCGACGGCGGUUGUGCACGGCCCUCGACAAACUUAGGAGAAGUACCCACUCCAAAAACGCGCGGAGGCACGAUGCUGGACUCAAAGGUGAUAAACAGGCUCGGAAGGAGCUCGACGGCUACAUCGACACGCUAGACCGAGACCGGGUGAGGUGCGUCGCGAGGCUCAAGGUGGCCUUCGACGCGCAAGCACCUCAAAAAGAAGGUGUAGAUGAAAACGAUAGGGCAUUGGAUUCCGAGCAGCUCCAUCGAGCAUUCAAGUCGCUGCGGCGCGACCUCAACGCGCCCCACGUCCGCGAGUGGUUCGACGACCUGAACGACAAGGCGCUGACGUUCCUCGAUUUUGUUGACGCGUACGUGGCCCUCUUUGCGUCGGAAGAUCCGGACCUGAAACUGUCGCACGGCGCGGCGAAGGCCUUGGGGGACCGGGUCAAGGUCCUCGCGUCGGGCCACGUCCAACUAAGCAAGGAGAAAGAGCCAGAGAAGAGUAAGCCGAAGAAGACGGAGAUCGCUGAUGCUCUGAAAAAAACAAAGAAGCGGUCGUCCUCCGCAUCUUCAUCUGAUAGUGAGGACGACGGCAAGGUCUGGAAGCCCAAGGGCGACGCCCAGGCGGCCGCGCGCGCGGCCGACGAGACGCUCGGCAGCGUGCGGUGCUGACCCAGCGUCUGUUGCCGAACCUUUCUGAACUUCAGGCUGCGUCGACGGCGUCGUCGCGAUCUCGCCUCGUGGGUGUGUACGGAGACAGUUCCGCGAUUGUAUAUGUUCCACACAGGCGCCUCGCGGAACUGAAGCAGAAAUUCGACCGCUUCGCCGUCGACGAUUUGUUGACCGGCGCCGAGGCCCUCCAAGCCCUCACGGAGCUCGGCUGUACCAUUCCUCGACGUGCUGCGGCGGCCUACUUUCGGGAACGGGGCGCGCAGGGCGGGCCGUCGCGCGACGUGAGCUUCUUCGAGUUCUUAAGGGCGUUUGCUGCUUUGGAGCUUGAGGACGAGCCGUUGUCGCGAGGUAGAUCUAGGUCGCGGUCGUCGGGCUCGGACUCGUCGCGCGAGCGCCUCGACCGCAAGGUGAACAAGGCGGCGCGGCGCACGCGCGACAAGAGGGUCGAGGCCGCGAAGGAGACGGCUAGACGGUCGCGGCGCGCCAUCGGCCGGGCCCGCGACGACAGCUCGUCGUCGCGGUCGCGAUCGCGGUCUCCCAAGAAGCGGCGGGGCCGCUUCCGGCGCGGCGACGCCGUCGAGGCCCGUUUUGAUGGAGAGGGCGACUACGAGGGCGCCAAGGUGUCCAAGGUCCAUGAUGACAAGACCUACGAUUUGACCUUUGAUGACGGGCGGAAGCUGCGCCGCGUCAAGGAGCGGAAGAUCCGGAGCCUGGACUCGGGCAGCGAGGACGAUCGUAGAAAGCGUAGAAAGGACAAGGGUAGUGAUGACGACGACCGCCGGCGCAAGGAGCGGAAGCGCUACGAGCGGCGGGACUCGUCGGACGAUGAAGAAUCAUUCCGGGAGGGGGACAAGGUCGACGCUAAAAUCGGCGGCAGGUCGCGGCGCCCCGGCAAGAUUCGGAAGGCCCACGCCGACGGCACCUACGACAUUGAAAUGGAGGAUGGUGAACGCGAGCGCAACGUGCCCGCGGAGCAGAUCCGCAAGGCCAAAAAGUCCAAGUCGAAGUAUAGCGAGGGCGACCGCGUCGAGGUCAAAAUAAAAUCGAAAUGGGUGAAGGGCAAGGUCAAGCGCACGCACAAGGACGGGACUCUUGACGUCGACGCGUCGAACGGCGAGAAGGCGCGUCGUAUUGACCCCGAGGACGUGCGCGCCCGCGACGACGGUUCUGAUGGCGAUGAGUCCAAGAUGGGCGUCGGCGACAAGGUGCGCGCCAGGUACAAGGUCCGUGACUCGGCGCGGAAAUUGAAUUUAACGCCGUCGGCGCGUGUCUCGCGACGGGUCCGUUCGACGCAGGGCCGCGCGAAGGAAUACGACGGCGUCAUCAAGGAGGCGCAUCAUGAUGGCACUUUCACGAUCAAGUCUGCUGCAGUGCAUAAAGCAAUUUGUCGCGGCUCGUCUCCGCCACCGCUGAAUCAUGGCCUCCACGCCAUCGACGCGACGCCAGUUCGAUGGCAUGGCAACGCGGUCUCUCACCGAUCGAUUCCGAGCACCCGACUCACCGUCCGAUUCCCGCACAGGUAUGACGACGGCGAGAUCGAGACCUACGUGAACAAGAAGUUCAUCACGGUGACGCGGGCGAAGAGCCGCAGCCGCAGCCGGUCGAAGAGCGACGAUAGUCGCUCGAAGAAGAAGCGCCGCGAUAGGUCGCGCUCGUCGUCGUCGGACCGGUCGCGGAGCCCGAAGCGCGGGCGGAAGCUCCGCGAGGGCGAUAAAUGCGAGGCGCGGUUCCGAGGCAAGUCGUCUGCCAAGUACGGACGCGGUGUCCUCCGACCUUCGACCUUCGGCCCUCGCCGCGACACGCUCGCAUCGCGCAGGUACUACAAAGGCAAGGUGUCUCGCAUCCAUUCGGACGGCACUAUAGAUGUGAAGUGCGCUUUCCGCGUCUGAGGCCUCCAGCUCGCGGCGAUGGCGUUACGUGUGUUCUCCGCAGGUACGACGACGGAGACGUGGAUAAGAACCUCAAGGCCAAGCACGUCAAAGCCCUCGACGCCGGUUCCGAUUCCGACGGCAGCGCGCGGAAGAAGAGGCGCGACCGGAGCCGCUCGCGUAGCCGCAGCCGUUCCCGCAGCCGGAGCCCGAAGCGCGGGCGCAAGCUCCGCGAGGGCGACAAGUGCCAGGCCCACUUCCGGGGCAAAUCAUCGGCAAAGCUGUUCGAAUCCAGCGCCUUAGUCGUCUCGUGCUCGCCAUCAUAAGCAAUGUCGCAGGUACCCGGGCAAGGUCGUCAAGAUCCAUUCCGACGGUACCGUGGACGUGAAGCGGGUCACGGCGUGGAAAUCAAGACUCGCCCACGCCGUCGACGCGUUCCCCGGACUCCCUCACUCAGUGGAUGAUGUCCGCACAGGUAUGAGGACGGCGACAGCGACACGCGGCUCAAGGAGAAGUACGUGAAGGCGCUCGAUUCCGGGUCCGACUCGGACCGGAAGCGCUCGCGCUCGCGCAGCCGCAGCCCCGCGAAGUUCAGGGAGGGCGACAAGGUCGAGGCCCGCCUAUCGGGCCAGAGCAAGUGGUCCAAGGCCAAGGUCCGGCGCGUGCGGGACGACACCUACGACCUCGAGUUCGAUGAUGGCGAGCGCGAAAAGCGCGUGAAGCCUAAAUACAUACGGAAGCGCGGCGGGUCGCGGAGCCGGUCGCGGUCGCGGAGCCGGAGCCGCAGCCCGCGCGGCCGGAAGCUGCGCGAGGGAGAUAAGUGUGAGGCCCGCUUCCGUGGAAAAUCGAGCGCCAAGUAUUACAAAGGCAAGGUGUCUCGUAUCCACAGUGAUGGCACGAUCGACGUCAAGUCGGUACUGUGUGGAAAUCAAAUUUCACUGCAACGCGAUUCGACGCGACGUUGUUCAUGCAAUUGCGUCUGCUCGAUGGCGUGGAGGUUGACGAAGGUCUCGCAAUUAUGCUCAGGAUAACCUAUCUUACUGGUUGACCUCCACACAGGUAUGACGACGGAGAUACGGAUAAGAAUCUCAAGGCCAAGCACGUGAAAGCCCUCGACGCGGGGUCCGAUUCCGACGGCAGCGCGCGGAAGAAGCGGCGCGACCGGAGCCGCUCGCGUAGCCGCAGCCGUUCUCGGAGUCGCAGCCGCAGCCCUCGCGGGCGGAAGUUGCGGGAGGGCGAUGCAUGUGAGGCACGCUUCCGUGGGAAAUCGUCGGCGAAAUACUAUAAAGGCAAGGUGUCUCGCAUUCAUAGUGAUGGCACUAUAGAUGUAAAGUGCGGUUCAGCGUCUGAGACUUCCAGCUCGCGGCGAUGGCGUGCCCCCCCACGCCAUCGACGCGACGUGUUCCUCCACAGGUACGACGACGGCGAUACGGAUAAGAACCUCAAGGCCAAGCACGUCAAGGCUCUCGACUCGGGCAGCGAAAGUGACGGCAGCGCGAAGAAGGACAAGUUCCGCGAAGGUGAUAAGAUAACUGCACGAUACCGCGGCCUGGAAAAGUACUACAAGGGCGUCAUCCGCCGGGCGCAUUCGGACGGGACGUUCUCGAUUGAUUGUGCGACGCGGCGCCCGUCAUGUACUGUUCACUGUUCACGCAAUUUGCCCACGCAGACGACGACGGCGAGAAGGAGAGCCACGUCAAGGAGCGCUACAUCAAGAAGCGGUCUAGUUCUCGGAGCCGCUCGCGGUCGCGGAGCCGCAGCCGCAGCCCGAAGCGCUCGAAGAAACCGCGCGAGGGCGACCGGGUCGAGGCCGAUUUUAAAUCUAGGGGGAAAUUCUAUGCCGGAAAAGUGACGCGCGUGCGCUCGGAUGACACCUACGACAUUGAAUUUGACGAUGGAGAUUCCGAGAAGCGGGUUGAGUUAAAACGGAUCAAGGUCAAGGGCGGCGACCGGAGUCGUUCUCGGUCGCGGAGCCGCUCGCGGAGCCCGAAGCGCGGGCGGAAGCUGCGCGAGGGAGCGAAAAUUGAGGCGCGGUAUCGUCCGGGCGCGGCGCGGAAAAUCACCGAGUUCUGUCGUCACAUUUUCCACUCAGGCGGCCGCUCGAAGUUCUACCCCGGCAAGAUUAGCCGUGAUCGGCGCGACGGGACCUACGACAUCAGCUAUGAAGAUGGGGAGCACGAGACGCGCGUGAAGGAGGAAUUCAUCAAGGCGCUGGACUCGGACUCCGACGACGACCGGCGCUCCUCGUCGAAGAAGCCCCGUGAAGGAGACAAAUGCGAGGCCGAAUUCAAGAACACUGGUAAAUUCUACCCCGGAACGGUCAAGCGCGUGCAUGGGGACGGCACUUGCGAUAUCGUCUUCGUCUGAGCGCGGCGUGGAAAAUCACCGCGAGUUCUAUAUCAUCAUAAUUUUAACUCGACACAGGACGACGGCGAUAAGCAGAGCUACGUCGAGGCCUCGCGCAUCAAGGUCAAGGGCGGCCGGAGCCGUUCCCGGAGCCGGUCGCGCUCGCGGAGCCGCAGUCGCAGCCCGCGCGGCCGGAAGUUGAGGGAAGGGGACAAGUGCGAGGCACGGUUCCGUGGCAAGUCGUCGGCCAAAAUGUACCCGGGGAAGGUCACUCGUAUUCAUAGUGAUGGCUCGAUCGACGUCAAGUGGCGGUCGGAGUAGAAAUCAAAUUUCAUUCGACGCGAAGUUGUCCAUGUAAUUGCGUCUGCUCGAUGGCGUGGAGUUUGACGAGGGUCUCUCUCACUGGUUGAUUUCCACACAGGUAUGACGACGGGGACAGCGACCGAAACUUGAAGCCGUCGCACGUGAAGGCGUUGGACUCAGGGAGUGAUCGGAGCCGAUCCCGUUCCCGCAGUCCGUCGCGGGGCCGCAUGCGCGUCGGCACGCGCGUGGAGGCGCGAUACCGGUACUGAUUCGGCGUUCACUUACAAUUACCUCACUCACUGGUCGUUUUCGCAGGGGCCGGAGCAAGAAAUACCCUGGCAAGAUCUCGAGGGUUCACGCGGACGGCAGUUUUGACGUCGCUUGUAUGACCAGUGUUUUUUGAGGCGCCUUCGACUUCCGCGGCAUCGAUACGACGCCUGAUUCCAGCCGUGAUUUUGAUGGUUUGAUCACACAGACGACGACGGUGAAUCCGAGACGCGCGUCGAGGCCCGCCUCAUCACGGCGCUCGGCGGCGGAGACAGCGACUCCGAUCGUGGGUCAUCCGACAAAUUGCGAGAAGGCGACGCCGUCGAGGCCCGAUACCGCGGCCGCGAGAAGUAUUAUCCGGGCAAGAUCGACCGAGACCGGCGUGAUGGUACGUACGACAUUGCCUACGAAGAUGGGGAACGAGAGACGAGGGUCGAGGCCAGGCUAAUCCGCAAGAAGCGUGGGAGCAGCCGGAGCCGGAGCCGGUCCCGGAGUCGUAGCCCGUCGCGGGGACGCAUGCGCGUCGGCACGCGCGUGGAGGCGCGGUACCGGUACUGGUUCAGCGUCAAAAUUACAAUUACCUUCAUCACUGGUCGAUUCCGUCGCGCAGGGGUCGUAGCAAGAAGUAUCCAGGAAAGAUUUCUCGGGUCCACGCUGACGGAAGCUUCGACGUGGCCUAUGAUGACGGCGAGAGUGAGACUCGGGUCGAGGCACGCCUCAUCACGCCGCUUGACGGCGGGGGCGGCGACUCCGACCGCCGAAGCGAUCGGUUCCGCGAGGGAGACAAGAUCGAAGCCGAUUAUAGAGGCCGCGGCAAGUUCUACCCGGGCAAAAUUAGCAGAGACCGCGGGGACGACACCUACGAUAUUGACUACGACGACGGCGAGCGGGAAACGCGCGUCUCGAAGCGCCUAAUCCGCAAGAAGGACCGAUCGAGGUCGCGUUCGCGUUCUCCGCGCGGCGGCGGCCGCCUACGAGAGGGCGACAAGAUCGAAGCCGACUAUCGCGGCCGAGGCAGAUUUUAUCCGGGCAAGAUCGACCGGGAUCGGCGCGACGGCACCUACGACAUUGCCUACGACGACGGGGAGCGGGAGACGCGCGUGGAAGAACGCCUGAUCCGCAAGAAGGGUGGGAGCCGCAGCCCGAGCCCCAAACGGGGCCGCAAGCUCCGCGAGGGAGCCAAGGUUCAAGCUCGAUAUCGUAUGGGCGCCAGUGUGGAAUCCCGUUCGACAGUCUAUGUUUACUUUUUCCAAAUUCAGGUGGACGGUCGAAAUUCUAUCCGGGCCGCAUCGAACGCGACCGAGGGGACGGGACGUACGACAUCUACUGUAACGCGACACAGUGUCUACGCCCUCGACGCGCCGCGUCUCACGAUUUCUCCACACACAGAUGACGACGGCGAGAAGGAGACGCGCGUGGCCGAGGAUCUCAUCAAGAGCGCGGACUCGGGGAGCGAUCGGAGCCGUUCCCGGAGCCGCAGUCCGUCGCGGGGCCGGAUGCGCGUCGGAACAAGAGUAGAGGCUAGAUAUCGAGGGAAAUCUCGUUAUUAUCCCGGGAAAAUCAGUCGGGUGAGAGCUGACGGCACCUUUGAUGUGUCUUACGACGACGGGGAGUCGGAGACGCGCGUCCUCGCUGAGUAUAUAAAAUCGAGCGGAGGCGGUGGCAGCUCGCGGGGCGACUCUCGCAGCCCGCGGGGGCGCCGGGGAAGCCGCCUGAGCGAGGGCGACUCGAUCGAAGCGCGUUACCGUACGCGACGGCGCGGAAGUUGAAUGGGAUAGGGUUCCGAGCUCACCGUCGAUUACCUCACAGGCGGCCGCAGCAAAUAUUACAAAGGUAAAAUCCGCCGCGACCGCGGUGAUGGGACCUUCGAUAUCGAUUAUGAUGAUGGGGAACAAGAAACGCGCGUGCUAGAGGAGUACAUCCGGCCGCGCGGUGGAAGCGGCGGCGGCCGCGACGUGUCCGUGCCCAAGUUUAGAAGAGGCGAGCGCAUCGAGGCUCGCUAUAGAGGCCGCGCCAAGUACUAUAGAGGCCGCAUCAGUCGUGAACGCGGGGACAGUCUCUACGACAUAGACUAUGACGACGGAGAAAGUGAGACGCGCGUCGCCGCGCACCUCAUCCGGAGCCUCGAGAGCGGCGCGUCGGGGAUAAGUAGCUUGGACUAGGCC
Pelagomonas calceolata is the source of this 9213-nucleotide messenger RNA. NCBI's taxonomy places the organism in Eukaryota, Pelagophyceae, Pelagomonadales, Pelagomonadaceae. The record is from the annotation of a GenBank genome assembly.